Messenger RNA from Fusarium graminearum PH-1, 1341 nucleotides. Its product is annotated as rhamnogalacturonase A precursor. Gene Ontology annotation, molecular function: polygalacturonase activity. The record is from RefSeq and is a predicted model, not a curated record. Gene Ontology annotation, biological process: carbohydrate metabolic process. Bases 1 to 1341 code for a protein of 446 amino acids. The transcript is spliced from 4 exons. Lineage: Eukaryota; Fungi; Ascomycota; Sordariomycetes; Hypocreales; Nectriaceae.
AUGCGUCAUUCGUUUGUUUCUAUUCUAGUGGUCAUCGGCGCCGCGGUUCAAGCUGCUGCGCAGCUCAACGGCAAGGUCGGACCAUUGACACCUCGUCAGGCCAAGGCUGCCAUCAAAACUUGCAAUAUCACCGACUACGGGGCCAAAGCGAAUGCCAAGACCGAUAACAGCGCGGCUAUACAAAAAGCCUGGGAUGAUUGUAAAACCACUGGUGGAGAAGUUGUCAUCCCGGCUGGCGACUAUGGUCUUGGUACUUGGUUGACACUUUCUUCCAAAACUCCAAUGAGCUUUCGUCUUGAUGGGAUUAUUUACCGCAUUGGAACCGGUGACGGUAACAUGUUUAUGUUCAAGCACUUAGAGGACUUUGAGUUUUACAGCAGUACCUCCCAGGGUGCGAUUCAAGGAUAUGGAUAUGAGUUUCACAAGAAUAACAAAUACGGCCCUCGUAUCCUUCGCUUCUUCGAUGUCAAGAGCUUCUCUAUGCACGACGUGGCCCUUGUUGACUCUCCGGCCUUCCACUUCUCUUUAGACACUUGCUCUGAUGGAGAAGUGUACAACACAGUUAUCCACGGAGGCGCACGAGGUGGUCUAGACGGUAUUGACGUCUGGGGAUCCAAUAUCCAUAUCCACGACGUCGAAGUCAGCAACAAAGACGAGUGUGUCACUGUAAAGAAUCCCUCCGACCAUUUGCUGAUUGAAAAUAUCUUCUGCAAUUGGUCGGGCGGUUGCGCUAUGGGCUCUCUUGCAACUGACACCAACAUCCACGACAUCGAGUACAAGAAUGUAUACACCCAAGGAUCUAACCAGAUGUAUAUGUUCAAGUCUUACGGCGGAAGCGGUACCGUCUCCAACAUCGCUCUCAAGAAGUUCAGGGGCCACUCCAAUGCAUACACUCUCAACGUCGAUGCGGAAUGGAGCUCUAUGAAGCCCGUCGCCGGUGAUGGCAUUCUUUACAGCAAUAUGACCUUCUCAGAGUGGUCUGGAAGUUGUACUGAUGGACGUCAGAGAGGUCCUAUUAAAUUCAACUGCCCUGCUGAUGUUCCUUGUGUUGACCUACAGGUCGAUGACUUUACCGUUGGUAGUAGCAAGGGCAAUGUUGUUGAACAUAUUUGCAAGAAUGCUUAUGGGUCCGGAGUUUGUCUGAAGGAAGGCGACGGUGGUGCUUAUACAGCAACCCAGACUGUCAACAACCCCAAUUUCGCCACUCAAACAAUGGGCGGGGAGCUCACUGCCGGUCUUGGCCUUACUGCUUCCAUCGCUAUUCCUACGAUUCGAUCUUCCUUUUUCCCUGGUACUCCUGUUAUCAACUCACUCAUGAGCAACUCUGCAAAGGAGGACUGA